This is a messenger RNA of Dracunculus medinensis (Guinea worm), 723 nucleotides long. The record is from the annotation of a GenBank genome assembly. NCBI's taxonomy places the organism in Eukaryota, Metazoa, Nematoda, Chromadorea, Rhabditida, Dracunculidae.
UUGAAACAUGACGAGAAACAAGUGAAACGGCGACGAGAUUUUGCAAGAUAUAGAUGGCGAUUACUUUCAAGGAAUUUAUUGAAACUACGAGAUGAAAAUUAUCGAAGCGAACAGAAUUUUAUAAUUUUCGAUGCAAUAAAAAAAUCAGAUCCAUCAGAAUGUGGUUCUUGGUACCAUGUAAAAGAAUGUCUGGCAUAUUAUUUUUUAUUAAAUAAAGAUUUAUGUGAGCAUAAAAGUUUAUUGGAAAUUGGAGCAGGUAUGACGGGUCUUAUUGGACUUGCAGCGAUUACAGCUAAUGCAAACCGAGUUGUAAUAACUGAUGGACAUAAAAAAUCAGUCGAGAAUCUCAAGCGAAUUUUUGAAAGGAACAAUUUAUUUCAUCAUCAUCGUGUUGAAUGUUUGCAGUUAGACUGGAAUGACCGACUUGAUAUUGGGCAGUUUGAUAUUAUCGCUUGUGCAGAUUGUUUGUUUUUUGUUGAAUCUCAUAACGUAUUGCUUGAUUGUAUUGAUAAUUAUUUAAAGAACGAUGGUAUUGCCUAUAUUAUGGCGCCUAGGAGAAAUGGUACGGCUGAAGGGUUUAUCAUUCUAGUAAAUCAGCAAAAACUCUACUGGAAUGUAUAUCAUCUAAAAUUCCCUUUUAAUAGUUAUUUCGAAAAUCUUGAUCAAAAUUCCAGUGAUUCCAUCGUUCCAUUAUUUUUUUGCUUGCAUAAAAAGAAUGCUUAA